AUGACUUCUACAUUCGAUUCAUCCGAACAGUCGAAUCAUGUUGAUGAUCAUGAUAACAAUAUAAUUCCAUCAUCAUCAAUAGUAUCAUCUGAUGUUGUCAUCUCAGAAGAAAAAAAUGAAGAACCAGUAACAAAUUCUGAAUCAGAACAAACUGAUAUUACAACUGAUAAUACAAUUGAUGAAAUAUCAGAAACAAAUAAGACACAAUCAACAAAUAUGAUUAAUGCAGAAGCUUCGUUUACAGAAGCAACAUCAGCCGAUUUACCAUUAGGAACACCACGUUCAUCUAUUGCUCGAAUACUUGUUAAGCCUGGACAAAUUUUUCGUGUUCAAGUUGAUAAUGAAGUCAAAGAAGUACAUGGUAAGUAA
Molecule: messenger RNA, 369 nt
Organism: Rotaria sp. Silwood2
Lineage: Eukaryota; Metazoa; Rotifera; Eurotatoria; Philodinida; Philodinidae
Source: the annotation of a GenBank genome assembly